This is a messenger RNA of Dermochelys coriacea (leatherback sea turtle), 2439 nucleotides long. RefSeq names its product solute carrier family 2, facilitated glucose transporter member 11-like. Gene Ontology annotation, biological process: monosaccharide transmembrane transport. Lineage: Eukaryota; Metazoa; Chordata; Testudines; Dermochelyidae. The record is from RefSeq and is a predicted model, not a curated record. Bases 109 to 1608 code for a protein of 499 amino acids. Gene Ontology annotation, molecular function: hexose transmembrane transporter activity. The transcript has 12 exons. Gene Ontology annotation, cellular component: membrane.
UCCUCAUUGCCACACCUCAGACAAAGAUGUAGACACAGAAAUCAGUUCAUUCAGUUAUAAUAAAAGAGACCUACUAAGGACUGGGAACAGUAAGCCCUUUAAUCAGAGAUGGCCAGCUGCCUCUCAGACCUGGUUAAGUACCAAAGGCUAUUUCAAAUUAUCUUUGUUUUGGGAAUUGGUGGAUCCCUGCAAGUUGGCCUUCAAAUUUCUAUGAUCACUUACACUUCUGUGCAUGUUAAAAAGUUUAUCAAUGAAACCUGGCAAGAACGAUAUGGCUCUCCCCUUCAUCAUGAGACCCUUAUGUUGCUGUGGUCCUUCAUUGUGUCUGUCUUCGGUAUAGGGGGACUCCUAGGGUCUAUGGGCAGUGGAUACCUGACUAGAAAAUAUGGCAAAAAGAAAUGUCUAGUGUGCAACAAUCUGCUCAUGCUCUCAGCUGCAUUUGUCAUGGGCUUCAGUAAGACAGCCAAGUCCUUUGAAAUGAUUCUGAUUGGACGCUUACUAUGUGGCAUCAGUGCAGGUUUAUGUAUUCCUCUACAUCCUCAAUAUGCUGGAGAGGUUUCCCCCAAGAAGCUGCGUGGAUUUGCAAAUUCUACUAUCCCUCUUUUUGGGGCACUGGGAAAAACCCUUGGGCAAAUUAUGGGACAAAGGGAGUAUUUAGGAACUGAGUCAUUGUGGCCAUUACUGAUGGCCUCCUGUGGAAUUGCAGCAUUGGUCCAGCUGGUCACUCUGCCAUUCUUUCCUGAGUCUCCACCCUACCUCCUGAUGCAUAAAGGAGAUGAGGAAGGUUGCCUGAAAGCCAUGAAGCAGUUCUGGGGUGAAGGGACUCAUCAAGCAGAGAUUGAUGACAUGAUGAAGGAGAAGGCUACAAUGAAAAGCACCAAGAUUCUCAGUGUCUUGGAGCUAAUGAAAGAAGCAUCCUUGUGUUGGCAGUUGUAUACCAUAAUUAUUAUUAUAGUUACCCUGCAGAUUUGUGGCAUCAAUACAAUCUAUGUUUAUGCUUUUGAAGUGCUCCACACGGCUGGGUUUGGUGAAGACAUCAUCCCCUACAUGUCACUGAGUGUUAGUCUAUGUGAACUCCUCUCUUCUAUACUCUGCAGCAUCGUCAUUGAGCAAUUUGGCAGAAAGAGGCUGCUUUGCGGGGGCUAUGGGAUAAUGGCUUUAAUACUGGCUAUCCUGACAGUAACUCUCACCCUGCAGGACUGGUUCUUCUGGAUGCCAUACUGCAGCCUCUGUCUUAUUUUGUUGUAUGUGAUCUUCUUUGGAAUUGGGCCAGCUGGUGCCACAAUAUCCAUUAGGGUUGAAAUCUUUGACCAGUCAUCCAGACCAUCUGCCUUUGUGAUUGGUGGGGCCCUCAACUGGGUUGGAAUCUUUGUGAUUUGGAUGAUUUUCCCAUUCAUUGUGGAGAGCCUUGGUCAGUUCUUCUUCCUCAUCUUUAUGGGGGUUCUUGUUACUUCUGGGAUCUUUAUCUACCUGUUCCUUCCAGAGACAAAGGGAAAGUCUAUCACUGAAAUCCAAGAGGAAUUCAAUAAGUUAAAUUUUAGGAAGAAAUGUGUCCCAGCCAUGGAGAAGAAUGUCAGUGAAGGUUAUACUUUCUGCACUCAGCUCUGAUUUACCAUCAAAGGGAGUCAGGAAAAGGAAGAAAGAAGAGACAUUAGUGACUUUCAGACUGGAAAAUAAAGCCACGCUGGACUGUCAGCUUUAAUAUCUUUUAUUGGACCAACUUUUGUUGGUAAGAGGGAUAAGCUUUCAAGCCACACAGAGCCUGAGGACGUUGGUCCAAUAAAAGAUAUUACCUCACCCAUCUUCUCUCUCUAAUGUCUUGGGACCAAGUGCUGCUCUCCAGUCAACUCAGAAACAGGAUGAUGUCUGUUAGUAACAGAUCCAGUGCUCAAGAUUGGAAUGACUGAGAACUCUGGCUUAACUUGGUGAACUGUAAAGCUUCUUUUAUACCAUCUGUCAAUGAAUCAAAGGUUGGCAUUAUGUUUAAAACUUUUAAACAACUCUCAGCGAACCAUGAAUAAAGAGCGGAAAUAGAAACCCACCUCUUCCAAAGUGACUUCCAAUUGUCAUUUUACAAUACAAAACUGGGAAUAGUGAAGUUAUUCAGUUGCUCUCCAGGGCUAAGGUUUAGUCAGUGAUCGAUCCAAGAAAAAGUUAAAAUGAAAGAGGAGGGAAAAUCCAAUGUUCUUUUUGACCCAACAUCAUUGAAUGGGAAAAAUUUUGAUUCACAUCACAGAGGGAUAAGAGCUCAGAUAACUCUCCAUAAAAGAUGGUGUUUUAGGCAGAACUAAGGUUGCUCAACACUUUCCACUCUAAGAUUCUGCUUUCAGUUGCUCAUAACUUUGCCAAACUUAAACUGUUCUGACUGAAAUUUUCCAUGCUGGAAGUCUGACUCAGGCUGAUUUCCCCCAACCCCUUGCAUUCCCUGCUUUUUUCUCC